Molecule: messenger RNA, 1088 nt
Organism: Postia placenta MAD-698-R-SB12
Lineage: Eukaryota; Fungi; Basidiomycota; Agaricomycetes; Polyporales; Adustoporiaceae
Exons: 8
Coding region: 66-926 (286 amino acids)
Biological process (GO): ceramide catabolic process; ceramide biosynthetic process
Cellular component (GO): endoplasmic reticulum membrane
Source: RefSeq, a predicted model, not a curated record
CAGUGCUGCUUGAACUUCUGGCUGUGUACGUUCACUGCCACCUUUCUCUCCUCUUACUACCAGGUAUGUCGCCCGGUAAUGGGACACUGAUCCCCCUCCCUCAUUUCUGGGGCCCCGUUACAGCCACUCUUGAUUGGUGUGAGGCCAAUUACCAGUUCUCGAGGUACAUUGCCGAGGCGGCGAACACCUUUUCAAACCUGUUCAGCAUCAGUUUGGCGUUCUAUGGCGCGUAUAGAGCACACGCACAGUCCUUACCUCCGCGAUAUCUCCUAGGUUACACGGGCUUCGCACUUGUCGGAGUGGGCAGCUUCAUUUUCCAUGCCACCCUUCGUUUUGAGGCGCAGCUUGCCGAUGAGCUACCGAUGGUCUAUGUAGCGAGCUACUGUACCGCGAUAUUAUUCGAUACCGUGCCGGGCUUUGGCCUCAAGGGUUCGCCUGCCGUCAUACUUGCGACCGUGUUCAUGAUCUUCAACGUGCUAUUCACUUGGUCGUACUACUUGAAUCGGAAUCCGGUAUACCACCAGGUAGUCUUCGCAGGACUUUUAGGCAUUAUCGCACUCCGGACUCUCUACUUGCUGCGUAAUGCAGAAAUCGCAGAGAAAGUACCGAAGGACGUCAAGUCGACCGUGACGCGCCUGUUCUUGUCAGGUGCCGGAACCUUCGCGUUUGGCUUCUUCAUCUGGAAUCUCGACAAUAUUUUCUGUGACGUCGUUACGCGUUGGAAGCAUAUCUUGGGUUGGCCAGCAGCAUUCCUUCUUGAAGGUCACUCUUGGUGGCAUAUACUGACCGCCACUGGCACAUACCUCAUGUUGAUUGGCAACACAUACUUCACUCUCUGCAUCAAGGACGAUUACCGCAAGUAUGCUAUCAAGCCUGUAUUGCGUGUACCACAUCUGGAACGCGUUGACAAGGACAAGACUCAGUAGGAGAGUCUCACGAAAUGCAUCUAGCCCGAUGCUGGACAAGAGCCUGCGCAAUGACCCCAUGAUGUUUUAAUCGGUUCAUAGAUUGUUGUUGUCAUCACCAUGUACUUGCGCUAUUUCACGAGACGAAUAGAUUGCUCUAUCAAUGUUUGAAUCGUUGCAUUC